This is a messenger RNA of Notolabrus celidotus (New Zealand spotty), 5201 nucleotides long. It is a transcript of the gene ttc34, whose product is annotated as tetratricopeptide repeat domain 34. The transcript is spliced from 8 exons. The record is from RefSeq and is a predicted model, not a curated record. NCBI's taxonomy places the organism in Eukaryota, Metazoa, Chordata, Actinopteri, Labriformes, Labridae. The coding region runs from base 395 to 3727 and encodes 1110 amino acids. Gene Ontology annotation, molecular function: protein binding.
CCAUUGGCAACCGGACCCGUGUUCACGAGGACAGUAUCUCGCGCAUCUGGACAGCCCCACACUCCGAGGACAGCGCGAGGAGGAGUUGAUGUAAAGAUAGUUGCUGUUGGUUUGUGUGUCAUCGCUAAAUAUAGAUAGUUACACAUUUUGAAGACUCAUAAAAAAAAACAAAAAACUUGGAGAGCUUUUGUUGUAAGAGCACACCGUGUUGUCUUGGCAACACUGGGCCGCCGUGCUAUUGAAUUUCAAAGAUGGGGCCCAUUCUUCUGUUCACGGACUUCAGCGACACUGAAUGAACUGAAACAGACUGAAACAGACUCGAACGGUGACAUCAAUGGUGUAAUCACUUUGAGCAGCUGAAGAGAAACAUACAAAGAGGGCCUACCAUCUGACCAUGACUGCUGUCGUCCGACCUGGAGUUCGAGUUUCAGAGCUCUGUGAGAAGGGGGACAAGUUCCUUGAGGCUGGAGAGUUAGAGAGGGCUACCACUCUCUACAUGUCUGCCUUCAGGACUCACGCCGCCUCCACUGUAUCCCACAUGCGGCAGUUGAAGUCUAGCCUGGGUGGAGUGAUCUCUUCUCUGGAAGGCUGGCUUGAUAGUUAUGGGGACAACCAGCCUGCAGAGAGUCUUAACAAAGGUCUUGCAGCUGUAUUUCUGUCCACGCUCUGCCCCAACAAUCUAUCAGCCACCAUUUUCAAAAUGGAGUCUCUCCUUCAGAACAGCGGGCAAAGCUGUGAGGAGAUUAUUGCUCGCUGUACUGCUCUGCUCGGAGGAAAGCAAAACCAUCUUCCUCAAGGCCCAGCCUGCACCAUGCUGGAAACUACCCGAGCCUUGGCCUGCUUGUUCUCAGAGCCUCACAGUGUCAAGGGGCUAAAGCUUUACCUCAGAGCUUACUUGAUGAACAAACCUGACACCAUCACACUCGUUCAAAACAGACAAGCGCAACACCUCCCUAAAAUAGUAGAGGCUUUUAAAGACCAACUGCUGCAAAUGCAUCCCUCUUUGAUGCCUGACGCUGGCUGUGCAGUAUCAACAAAGGAGAGUGAAAAGCUUGGUGUUGAUGCUGCUUCUACAAUUAUUGAGUUUUUGUUGGCCAUAUCACCUGGUGAUAGAGAUGUGCAGGAAGUCCAAGCAGCAUGUUUGUUUUCAGCCAGCAGAUUUGGAGACAGUGUAGAGAUGUACUCUGCUCUCUUGCAUCAUAGUCAUUAUAAGAAUGCACUGGAGAAAAGUGAGGGAAAGCCAUUAAAAGUUAGUCCCGAGAGGAGAGCCAAGCUCUUAACCAGUAGAGCUGCAGCCUACCUGUCAGCAGGUGGAAGGACUAUGGAGGCAUGCAGGGACCUGGGGGAGGCAUUUGAAACCCAUCCUGCCACUGCAAGGGUUUGUUUCCAAAGGUUAUUUACAGAUCUUGGUACAGGGAUGGCUGCUCGCAACCAUCUCCGUCAACAGGCAGAGAGGGGCCUGUCUGAUUACAGAGAAAGGGUCCUUAUUCGUCCAGACCUUCGGUCUACUGAAGGAGUUGAACUCCUGGACCCUGCCAUCACUCAGUUACGAACUCUGUGCCAUUUGGAGCCCGAUGGAGGAGGCAGAGAGCUGCGGGUCCGAUUAGCAGACUGUCUGCUCCUUAGAGGGGAACACAAAGAAGCCCUCUCUAUCUGUAGCCAGCUAGCUGCUGCUCAAAGUCCACAGAGCUAUCAAAACACAGUGCAGGUUCUUCGUGGAUACGCUCGACUUCUCUCUGAUGAACACAAGGGGGCAUUAGAAGACUUCCAGGCCGUGAUUGAACACACUGCCCCCCACCCAUCCAGCUGUGUGAGGGCGCUGUGUGGCAGGGGCCUCCUGCGAAUGAUGGACAGCUCAAACUACCUCACAGCUCUAGACUAUGUCACUGCCAGCAGGCUGCAGCCGCAGGAAACAGCACUGACUGUUCGCUGCUUAGUGCCAUGGAACUACCGGGGGCUGCUGGUCACCGUUUUACUGGAGCAGGGAAGGGUCAUGCUGGAGGGGACAGGAGAGCAUGAAUCCAAGUCUUGUCCCCACGAAGACUCCCGAAAGCAACAGCAGCGAGAUCAGCUACAGGCCUCAUCAAGGAGAGACAACCAGAGAUCAGGAACUCCUGCUGGUGUCCACUCCCUGGCUCUUCUAUUGAUGGAGCUCCAGCCUGGGACUGAUGGGUCUCAGAUCCUGGCAGCAGAUGCCUUGUACCAGCUUGGCCGAGUGGAGGAGGCAUACCGGCUACUACUAUCCAUAGGGUCCACCAGUCCUCGGGCGCCAGUACUGGCUCGCCUUGCCCUGCUUCAGCUACACAGAGGCUUCUUAUAUGACACCAAUCAGCUCCUGAAAAAGCUCAUUCAGUGUGGUGACACAUGCUGCUUGCACCCCCUGUUGGCAGUGGCACAGCAGAAGGAUCGAGCUCUGCUGCAGGCACACUGUCACUUUGCUGCCAAACGCAUCCUGGAGGGCACACGAGAGGAGAGCGGUGUCAGAGAGGCUGUGGCAUAUCUGUCCAUUGCUAUCAUGGCAUCUGGUGGCAAGGCAGUAGACUCUCUGCUGGAGAGAGCAAGGUGUUAUGCCCUGCUGGGCCAAAGAAAGACUGCUAUCUUUGAUUUCAGUGCCAUUCUGAAGGAGAAUCCAAAACAUGUCCAGGCACUCUGUGGAAGAGGCUUUACUUAUCUCAUCCUGAACCAACAAAAGGAAUGCACACAUGAUAUCUUGGCAGCACUUCAGAUAAACACAGAUAUAGUGACAAAAGACAUCCUGUCACUCAAGGACAAGGCACGGAAGCUGGUCUGUGAUUGGCUGCACCAGUUCUGCCGAACCAACCUUUCAGACAUCCUGGUCUCUUCCUCUGUUCCCUGCCACGAAGAGCAGCUUAGAGAGGCUUUUAUUAUUAGUGGAGCUCUGAUGAGGACUGACUGCAGAGAGCCCAGAUGGCAUCUCCUCUAUGUGGACACACUUUUAGCCAAAGGUGAAGUAGAGGCAGCGGGUGCUCAUCUGUGCCAGGUGUUUGGCCAGGAGCCAAGAGAUGCAGUGGCUCAGGCCAGGCUGGGUGUGGUGGAGGCCUGGAAGAAGAACUACCGCAGCGCAACACACAGGCUCAGCAAACUGACAGAAAAAGAUUCAUCCAGUUUGGACUUUCUGCUUGCCCUGAUCCCAGUCACUCAUCGAAAAUGCACUGCACAGGUAGCAGCACAGGAGGCCAGCAAUGUGUCAUACAGUGGCCACUGGGAUCAGACUCUCACACUCUUGAAUGUUGCAGUACAAGCAACGGGCAAUCACAGAUCUCAGUAUCUUCGCCAGCGGGCUGCUUGCCUCGCUCAACUUGGCUUACAUGAGCGGGCCACUAUCGACCUAGACAGAGUUAUCCAAAGACAUGGGGGAACUGACCCUAGUUGUUCAGAUGAACCUCAUGUGUGGGCAGAGGACCUGUGUCGACGAGGCCGCAGCUUAGUGCUUUGCUCCAAAGAAGGAGCAGCUCUGGAGGACUUCACCCAGGCUUUAGAGGUCCACAGGGACAAGACCAUCCAGUGUGUAGAGGCUGGUCUGGGGAGGCUGCGCCUGGCUGAGUGCUUCCUGCGGGGGGCGCUGCAGCACUAUGGAGAACAGCAGCUCUGUAAAGCCUGGACAUUAGUUGAAUGUGGCCUUGUUAUGGACAGUGAGAAUGCAGAGCUCCGCAGGCUGAAGGCAAAGGUGAAACGAGAAGUGGCCAGCCCCUGUAAUGUCAACUAGUACUGAAAGUUAGGAUCAAAAAGAGCUCCACCUGAGGUCACAUAAUGUUAAUAUAAAUUUGCUUAGAUCUUAACAGGUCGCACAACUUAACUGCUGUCAGCUCAUCCACAUUUUACAGGACACAAUACAUUGUUGUCUCAGGACAUGGUACUUCAGGCCAUAAUUCUUCUUCAAGUUUAACAGCAGUAUGUGUUAUAGUAUUCCUCUCCUUUAUAACUACAGUUCACUCUAUAUGAUUUUCAAUGCAAUAAGUUCACCAGAUCCUUUACAAUCCUUUUACUUUUGGAAACACUUUACCAAGAUAGUUCAUAUAUUUAUUAGCUUAACCCUCCUGUUAUGUUUGUUUCUUAGGGACAGCAAUAAUGUUCUAGGGUCAAUUUGACCUGGGACACAUUUAAUGAUUCAAAAGUGUCAGAACCCAAAAAAAUCCCAAUAAACAUUUUUUAAAUGCCAUUAUCAACUCCAUUACUAACCAUUUAAAUCAAUAUUUAUUGGAUUGGUGGUCUUUAAUUCUCACAGAUCAUGGUCCAAUGAGGAUAAUUCACUUGUUUCUUAUUCCUGUUUUUUUGUGUACAUUGGAAAGUGAAUGGGGUGAAAUAUGUCACACAGUUGCAAAGAAACAUUUAGUAUUUGACACUUCUGACCCCUUGUAGCCUCCACUUUGACUGCCGGGUCAAAUUGAACCACGAACAGUAUCUAUGUAAUAUUAACAUGCAGGGGGAGUUGCAAAAUGAACCAAAAAAAUACUUAACUUUUUUUUUUUUUGAUUUUCGAACUUUAGAAUGGGUCACUUUGACCUGCAACACAACAGGAGGGUUAAUUAUGAGAAAUCAAAGACUCAAGGUCACACUGAUUAUAUUAUACAAAGAAAUCACACAACAUGAAUUUAAAUUGUUUAUUCCAAUCAAUCACACCAGGAUAAGAGCUAUGAGAAAGUGAUCAAUGUGCAGGUUUAAUGCUCUUGAAACAAAUAAGGCACAAUUUUAUUUCAAACUACCAAUGACAACAACCACAAUAUAGAAUAAGCAUAAAUACAGGAAAACAGAAUAAAAACUGGAUGUUGUCCCUAACACUGACAUUUAAUAAUUCAAACUUAAUUACACAGUCUUCUGAGUGCCCCUAAAGAGAAGCUUUAUGAAUUAGAUGGGUGUAGAAAUAUAGCUUGAUCUGUUUAGAGUCAACUUCUGUUUAGAUGGUAGUUAUGCAGACACUGUUAUAUAUUGUGGUUCCAUGUUGCCAAAGUAAGACUUCUCCCACUCGCUCAUGAGGUCAAAGUGCAGUGGACGGUCACAGAAGGUGCAGGAAGCUGUCGCCGGGCUGUUGAGCAGGAGCCCUGCUUCCUGCCACACCUCCACCAGUUUCUCUGUGAAUCAAACACACCAGUUUAGAAGAAUGAACAAUUACAUGCCAAUAUUCAUUUCUGUAUUGUUUCUUCUUAGAAAUAAAAUGUAAUCUCUUGAACUUUUUGCAACCA